Messenger RNA from Lachancea dasiensis, 912 nucleotides. NCBI's taxonomy places the organism in Eukaryota, Fungi, Ascomycota, Saccharomycetes, Saccharomycetales, Saccharomycetaceae. The record is from the annotation of a GenBank genome assembly.
AUGGAAGUAGAGUUCCCAACCAAUAGUAAUGACUGUGAUCUGUUCAAUACGGACUGCAAAGAUCAGGGGAGCCUCGGCAAUCCUGAGGCUGAAGAAGGUAACAUUAGAUUUGAUUUGAGUGACAUUCACGGGCGAUAUGAAAGCUUUCAAAGAGCCAUUAAGAGCGGGGAUAACAUGGUUCAGGGCAUAGAGCUAAGUAAUCCGACAUUUCAGGAGCUACUUUCUUGGAGUGACCGUGGUAAUUUAUCUAUUUCCUCUCCAUCGUCAAAUUCACCUGGAAACUCUAAUGACAAUGGCUCGGAUCGUAAAAGUCACAGGGCUGGCUCGAACGCCACUGGCAUGGUACACAACGACCUGCAAGAAGAAGAUUCGUUGUCUGAAAAGGAGGUUUUAGCACGGAAAAAGGCUCAGAACAGAGCAGCCCAGAAGGCGUUCAGGGAACGCAAAGAAGCGAAGUUAAAGGAAUUAGAGUCAAAGCUUAUGACGAGUGAACGAGACAAGGAGGCACUUCGUAAGGAGAUUGACGAUUUAAAACAACAGAACAUGGAAAUAACUACAGAAAACCGUCUUCUGUUGCGCAGGAAUAACUCAGGCUCAUCAAUUGGUUUACAAAAAGACACACCCAAAGCUCCAAAAUUUCAUUUCCCUAGUCAAAGUGAAUUCUUAGAAUCUGCUGUCGAAAGCCAUGUAGCUCCUUUGGAGCUACCGCUAAAGAGCGUCAGUUACGAACACGCUGGUCAAAGGUUACUUACUUUGCCUGCCACCUGGGAGUACCUCCACGACCUUUCUCAAGACGAAGAGUUUGACGUGUAUUAUGUGAUGCAGAACCUUAAGGGCCUCGAGGUUUGCCAUGGCCUUGGGCCAGCGUACCGGAAAAGUGUGGUUGAUGACUUGGUGCGACAGUGCAAGUAA